AUGAAGCUCGAUGUGCAGCUCGUCAAUAGUUCGAAUGGCGUGUUCUACGCUGGCCAAGUGGUAGAGGCUGUGGUACAAGUGCACGCACAACACGAAGAGGAAAUCAGAGGCAUUAAAAUCAAGUAUAAAGGAAAAGCAAAAGUGCAGUGGAAAGAGGGUAGUGGAGAAGAAGAAAGGGAAUAUGAUGCUAAGGAAAAAUAUUUUGAACAUGAGCAGUGGAUCAUCAGUGGAGGCCAUGUUCUGCAGCCUGGGACUACAAACUACCCUGUCAAUUUUAUCUUGCCUCCAAACCUGCCAUCUUCGUUUGAGAGUUACUAUGGUUACAUUAGGUAUAAUGUCAAGGCCAAAGUAGACCGUGAAGGAAAGGACUACAAAGUGCAGUAUCCAUUUACAGUUCUGAGUCAUGUGGACUUGAACCAAGAUCCUAAUGCUGCGAUGCCAGCUCAGCUACAGGACUCAAAGAUGAUAUGCUGUCUGUGUUGUGCGACAGGUCCUGUCACCGCAGUUUUCAGGAUCGAUCGCCGGGGCUAUGUUCCAGGAGAGGCAAUAACUAUCAAUGCUGAGAUUGUGAACAACUCUGACAGAUCAAUUUUAUCUUCCCGGGUCAAACUCAUAAUGAACAUUAGAUAUUUUGCUGAUGGAAAUACACGGUUUGAAAAACGAGAUGUAGCAAAAGUGCAACAUGGUCCUAUUGAACCACAGGGGUCGGAUAUUUGGAGUGGUGACAAACUCAUCAUUCCACCCAUCCCUCCAUCACCGCUGGCUAAUUGUAACAUCAUACAUAUGGAGUAUAUUGUUGAGUUGAAGGCUGAUGUAGACAACACCCCAUUUGAUCUUGAGGUGCCGCUGAAUGUUGUGAUUGGGACAGUACCACUCCAAACAUAUUUGCCCCCUCCUGUACCUAUGCCAGAACUGCCCGUGGAUCCCUCUGGCAUUAUGCUGAAUGAAACUGGAGGACAGCCCAUCACUGUACAACCAGGAGCCAUUCCUAAUGUCCCUCCUCCAUCUUAUGGUGAAAGUGUGUUUGGUAAAGUUGAUAUCACUAGCGAGAGACUCGGGGAUGAACGACAGAUGAUGCAAUAUGCUCCCCAGUAUGCAUACUACAACUAUGGAAAUUGAGAUAUCAGAUGUAAAUUUGAGUAUGCAUGCAUUAUAUUUAGCUGUGGACUAGAAUCCUUACAGAAACAAAGUCUCCACAUGCACACUCCAGUAAAUCUUACAAAAACUAAAUCUCCAGAUUUAUGUACACUCCACUAUCCCCACUAAAUCUACAGAAACAGAACCUCUAUGAUUAUUUACCUACUACAGCUACAGAAACUACAUUGAUUGUAAAAUUGUUAAUGUGCCAUCCUGGUAAUACUUUUAUGUACCAGUACAUGUUCUAGUGUUUGAUAAGACGAAAGUGUAGCAAGUAUAUUUCAGUGUGCAUUUAUUUUUCAUGAAGAGAACCAAAUCUAAAUGGAAUAUCAAUUGUAUUUCAUAUGCCUUAGUGUUCUGUAAAUGGUUAACAGAUUUGGUGUAUGGUGUUUGUUACAUACUUAUUUGUACAUACAGUGUAUAUGAACAUUUUUUACAUUUGAUGGAUGUUUGCUGAUAAAAUUAUGUAACUCUGAUUAAAAGUUAUACCUCAGAAUAAACCACAAUGUCAAAUUAAUCUGCAGCUUAUUUUUACAGGAUUUAAAGAGUUUACAGAAGUGAAAUGACACAAGCUUCCAGAUAAGUGUCAUGUCAAAUUUUUGGUCUUACUAGUAAAUUCAGUGUAAUCGUGGUACAGAUGCAAGCUUUUCUUUAUAACUUAACUCAUAAAAUAAAUCAAAAACUUCAAAGGCAUUUCCCAAUAAGGACAAUUGAAUCUGAAAUGACAUUCUAGGUUGUAGUGUUGGCAAUAGGUGGUGUUACAUAAUUUAUUGAUGUACAAUACAUUAUUGUAUACUAGUGUUACAUUUUAAUGGCAAAUAAGGCUACAUGUACCCUGGUAAUAGUGUAAUUAACUGGGUUUUUGUGGUACAUGUUAAUUGAGUCAUAUGGAUUAGUGAUUUGUUUGCUACAUAUUAAGAUAAAACUUGUUAACAUUCUACGCAAUGAAAAGAUUGCCAGAAAAUCUUGUGUUGUAUAACUCAAGCAUUUUGUAAUAUGAUGCUGAAGAUGCUUAUAGUUCUUCCCCACAUUUUUAUGAUGCAAUAAUUUUUUUGUGCUGAAAAUGCCAUAUUCUAGAUUUUAAUUUCAAAAACGAAUCAUGCUUUUUUCUAUUGAAUACUCUUCAUCUUUAAGUGAAUGGCUGUAUACACCAUUUUAAGACAUAGAAUCUCUGUCAUACAUCUGAUAUUCAUUGUGAAACUUUCACAACAUUUACAGUUAGAGUUACUUUUAUGGAUUUUCUGUGUUUUUUUGAUAUUUUAAAGUUUAGACAAUUGUUUGAGCAGUGGAUUCCAGUUGUUGGCAUUAACAUUGUAUUGGUAAAGGUAUGUAUUGAUGACAAACACAUUAUUAUUAUAUUAGUAGCAUUUUACUUAUUAUUAUGAGUCACAAAUGCCAACAUUCAUUUACUGUUCUGAUGUAUCUGAAGUGAGUUAUUUCAACUUUGCAGUUUUCCUGUUGUGUAUAAUGGAUUGUAAUUUAAGUCUGAAACUUAAGACAUGAAAUACGUUCCUAACGAUUCAGUUUUUGUUUCAUUCUCCAGUAUUCCUUAAUGAUAUUCUUUAUUCGUUAUGUAGAUUACAGAUUACUCUCAUAUUUAGACAAUUCUUGAUAAAUAGCUUCCAUAAGUUCUCUCACAGAAAAAGAAAGUCUGUGUUCAUCACCUUAUGGUUAUAAAUUAUUGUUUACAAAUGUAAAAUUAAAGACUGUCACUAUAAAAAGAUAGUUUAUCCAUAAUUUCCAUGAAAUUAUCUAUGUUUUGAUAUUGGAAAAUCGUGAUCGGACCAGAUUGCUGUAAUUAUUUAAAGGUUGGAGGUAUGGAUGAACCAUGCAGACUGUACCGUUACAUACAAAAGUUAUAAUAUCUAUGGUGACCAAAAAUCUGUGUUACCUUCUUUAAUUUUAUGUAGUUUUUAUGUUUACAACUUUUUUUAUUUUUCGUAUAAAAUUGUUCUUCAUACACAUUACUUUAGUAAACCUGUCGCCAUUAAUAUGGGUUGUCCCCCUUACCUUACAGUUGUUUGGUUGAUAACCGUCUUAUUUUUCCAUCUUAAGUUGGCCUGAUUAACUCUUUGGCUUAUACUGACAGUGUACAGUCAGAUUAACAGGUGGUAAAUUGAUAAUUGGAUUUGCACUGCAGUUUUAUCAUCACCAUUAUGUCUAGAAAAAGAAACCUGCUUUGUUGUAUGUUAUAUCGCAGCUUAUUUGGUUGUACAUAUACUUAUGUUACUACUAUAUACACUUGAAGUUUUCUCAUUGGUUACUUUGAUAAAUGUAGUUUGUUGGUUGGUUGUUGCUCACAGGUUUUCUGUCUCCUUGAUUUGUCCUAUUUUUAGAUGUCUUGUCAAUGAACGUCGGCGUUCUGACAGUAUUAUAAAGGUAGCUGCAUGAUUAAGAUAUUUCUUUCCCAGGCAGUCUUACUUUAAGUUACCAUUAUAUCAUCAACACUACCACUGACCACAGAUUUUACUCCCAGUUGUAUUUAUUACCUAUAAGAUAUUUGUUAAGGAUAUUAGUAUGAUUUUCAAUUUUUUAUAUAUAUCAAAAUUUACUUCCAAAUUUUCAAGACCUUUGCACCUUAUCAAUCAUAAUUUGAUAUUUUUCUCUAUAUAAAGAAAAGAAGUUUUUUGGUGAUUGUAAUUGUUGUUAAUAAGCAAGGCCUUUGUUGACACUUCACCCAGUUUUACAAUCCAAUAUUAUUUCUGUAUUCUAACCUGUUGAGGUACAUUGUAUGUAUUUUGUUGCAGUAUAUUUGCCUUGUGUAGUUGCUGCUACCUAUUAUAUAUUGUACAUAGACAGCUGUUUCAUGUUAUCUACGUUUGUGUAUUGGUUUGAUGAAGGCUCUUGUUGAAUAUAAUAACCUUGAUCAUUGUUGUCGACAGUACAAUAUGCAGUCACGUCCAAUUAUUUUUCCUGGUAGUGUACAGUCGGGUACUGUACUACUAGACUGAAGACUUUCUGUUUCUAAAAUUAUCAUUUAAUGUCAAUAUUCACAUUUUAACAUUUUACUGAUUAUGAUAACAGCAUAAUAAGUAAUUAAAUAUAUAAUAAUGAUCAGUAAGAAUAUGAAUAUUAGAUUAGUACUUAUUAUCUACUUGCCCUAUAGGUAUAGUUCUGAAGGAGAGUAUCAUAACUGGCCUUUACUAAUGGUCAUGAUGUAGUUAUUAGUUUUGUUUGUAAUCUUUUCCCUAUAUGUUUAUAAUGUAUUGCAAUAUGUAUUGAUUCAUACUUCUUAAAAUGGGAUUAAUUUUCCAUUGUCUAAACUUUUUUGUUGUAAUUGAAUUGAAAGUAUUCGCCAUUGGUAUGGACCCUCUAUGAAUCUCGGGUUUAACAGUUAUUGUAUCUAUAUACAUUGUAUUACUGCUGAUGUGGUUAUCAUCCUCUAUAUGGAAUGUUGGACCAGUUUAUUAAACCAAAUGUUGUCAUUAUUUUA
This is a messenger RNA of Ylistrum balloti, 4570 nucleotides long. RefSeq names its product arrestin domain-containing protein 17-like. The record is from RefSeq and is a predicted model, not a curated record. Gene Ontology annotation, biological process: protein transport. Gene Ontology annotation, cellular component: cytoplasm. The coding region runs from base 1 to 1119 and encodes 372 amino acids. Lineage: Eukaryota; Metazoa; Mollusca; Bivalvia; Pectinida; Pectinidae. The transcript is spliced from 7 exons.